Onthophagus taurus is the source of this 993-nucleotide messenger RNA. Its product is annotated as ADP/ATP translocase 3-like. The record is from RefSeq and is a predicted model, not a curated record. Gene Ontology annotation, biological process: mitochondrial ADP transmembrane transport; mitochondrial ATP transmembrane transport. Gene Ontology annotation, molecular function: ATP:ADP antiporter activity. Gene Ontology annotation, cellular component: mitochondrial inner membrane. NCBI's taxonomy places the organism in Eukaryota, Metazoa, Arthropoda, Insecta, Coleoptera, Scarabaeidae.
AUGAAUGAAAAAGUAAAGAGUUUUCUUUUCGAUUUCGGAGUGAGCGGAUCGGCCGCGGUCGUUUCCAAAACGUUAAUAGCUCCGGUCGAACGUGCAAAAUUUAUAAUUCAAAAUCAAGAUUAUGCCUUAGAUGUAAUGACUGGCAAACAAAAACCAUACAGUGGCCUUAUCGACUUGUUUACACGCAUACCCAAGGAACAAGGAAUAUUAAGUUUAUGGCGAGGGAAUGGAACUAAUAUAGCAAGAUAUUUCCCAUCUCAAGCUUUAAAUUUUUCGCUAUAUAAUACGUACAAAAAUUUUUUCACGUCUUGUGUAUCAGGUGAUCAUUAUAUGAAUUUGCUUAUGUGUAAAUUAUUUGCUGGGGGUUUGGCCGGAGCUUGUUCUGCCGCGCUCGUGUUUCCGUUAGAUUUUUGUCAAACUCGAUUAGCUUUGGAUAUGGGACAUGGAAAGCACAAAGCGGGAUCAACUCCAACUGCUAAUCAAAAAACAAAACCAAGAGAAUUUAAUGGAAUGUUUAGCUGUUUUUAUAAGAUAUCACAAAAAGAUGGCGUUCUAGGUCUUUAUAGAGGUGUUCAUUUAUCCGUUAUUGGUUUUGGAAUUUAUAGAGCUUUUUACUUUGCUUUAUACGAAAUGAGUAAAUUGCUUUAUCACGACAAACAUUACAAAACUAAUUCAAACGAUAAAUCGGAAAAGAUGCCGCUACUUCUCUCGCUGCUUUCGGCGCAGAUUUGUACAAUUGCGGCUGGGAUGGCUUCGUAUCCUUUGGACACAAUGGCCAGGCACAUGAUGUUAGAUGCGGGGAGGCCUAUGAAUUUAAGGAAAAAUAAAACGAUGGUCAUAACGGCACAAAGAAUUUGGAAAAAAUACGGGAUAUAUGGAUUUUUUAGAGGUGCUUUUGUUAAUGCAAUGAGAUGUACCGCUGGAGCUUUAGUGCUGGUUAUGUACGAUGAAUUUGUGUAUUAUACCUACAAGUGGAAAAUGAUUAAAAAAUGA